GACUGGUGGCGAAGAGAGUUUAAUGUAGUGAAGCGGAAGCGGCGACGCUGCUAGGGAGAAGCAGUUCUUUUGUGUCUAGAUAAGCGAAAAAGAAAACUACCAUAUCAAACAGCAGCAGCACCGGGCGAUAAAAUUCUGUGCUGGAAUCCGCGACAAGUUUGUGACGUUUGAAAGUAGUGAAGUUUUCUGUGAGAAAUUGGCCAGCGAACAUCCGGUCGCAAAAAAAGUGUCCGGGAGCUCCCCCGCAAGUUGUCUCGACUGGGAGCGGAAAGGUGGAAGGAAGUUUUAUGUUAUAGGUUCUAGACAGGAAAAUAAUUUUCCCUCAAUUCGGAGGAAGACGACAACGUUGCAAUAAAGGGAGGAAAAAAUCAAUCACUUUGGGAAGCCUUUCCUCCUGGAGUAGGAAAAUAAGUGAAAAGUUAAUUCGAUUCCGACCCGAGGUGGGAACAAGAAAGAGAAGAUUACUCUUAAGAAAAAGGAGUGCGCCUGAGUCGCAAGUGGAAGAAGGCGAUUCUUAGUGGCAAUGCAAAAGAUAAUGGAGUGAGAUUAUAUCAAAAAGUUUGUUCGAGACGCAAAGCGCCAGUCUGAAGAAGUUCUGGUUCCCAACAAGGUUCCCGUUCCUACGGUACAAGCGCUGUGCAAAAUUUGCACAUAUCUUAUGUCGCUUUUCCCAUUGUUUGUGACCACUGAAAGAAGCCGAGGAAGAAAGAGUGAAACAAAAAUCGUAUUUAUUUCGGUUUAUAUAAGUAUAUUUUUAUGUGCAAGAAAAUUUACACCAAUAUAGAAUUCGAGAAUUCCACCGAAGGUGAUUUCGGUAGUGUGAUUCUGGUUCGAAGAAGUUCAACGUUUUCCGGGAGUGAUCAUCAACUCGUGGAAAGUGUGCAGUGGUCAGUUGGCAGUCUGGCACGACCAGCGAAUAUCCAAUUAGACGAAAACCCAAUUCGUUGUUAAAUAGAUUCAACCUGUGGUCGUUCGUCCGGCAGCAGCUCAGGUAAAAGAAAAACCCCCAUAAAGAAGGUGUACGCAGUACGGGCAGAAGAAGAUCAUUGUUCUUGGGAGGAAGACACGCACACAGGUUUGCCACGAGGCUCUGAAGCCUUCUGCUGCACCGUCAUCGUCAUUGGAGUUGACCGGCACUGCCAUCGGAUCAGAUCAGUGGUGGUUUUCUCAACAGAACAGCAGUCCGAUGAUCACCAAUAAUUGAUCGCCCAGCUCCCAGUAUCUCAUUUGAUCGUUGUCGUUCAAACAACAAGUCGUCACACUGCCGUCGAUCAAGUCCAGCUCCGAAUCGCCGUUAGAUCCAGUAGUGUGGAAGACCGUUGUUGGACAAGAGUUGCCACCUAAAUAUGGAUAAAAUUUGCCUCAUCUGGGAAAGGUGACAGCACCGUUUCCAAGAUCUACGGGACGGAGAAAAGAAAAACCGUUGGAUUGCUAAGCGAGCCACCAGAGAAAAUGUAAACUUCAGUGAGCAGAGUACAUCUUAAGGCGUUCACGAUGGCCAAAGCUAGCCGUAAUGGCUCGCCAGCAAUGGGGGAAAAUGUUGUGUGAUAGUUGAAAUUCAAAUUUUGUUCGAAACCAGUAGUCGUAGUAGGAAAGAAGGUGCCAAUCGGAGCUAACGACACGCGACCGAAAAAGCCGGUGGAAUAAAUUAGCGGAAAAUAUCAAUCCACUUUGCUUUGGGGGUUUCAAGCGGUAGUGAGAAGUCUGGGUAUUGGUGUUGCAUUUUGCGAAGCUAAGUGUGUAGAGGUUAAGGUGAAACUUUGCCGAGACAGAGCGAAAGCGUGAGACUGCGCACGUGGUGAGAGUAAAAACCGUUGCGACAGAGCGAGAGCAAAAAGCCAAAAGCAUCAAGUGCCAAGAGAGUGCAGAAGGCUUAAGUGUGGUGAAUAAGUCAGUUGGAGUAAGGUGGUGAAUUUAAGUUUUGGAGGCAGCCCCAGACAAGCACAAUGAAUCCAUACGCUGAACACAACGUCAUCCGGGCGCCAUCUUUGAAGCGCGGAAAGAACGACGAGGGGCUUAACAAUCGGAUCAAAUUAAAGAAGAUCCUCGGUUUAACAGUGUGCAGCAAUGCGGGCCUGGACGUGUCAUCGUCUUCCGGUGUUUUGGCCUAUCCAGCAGGAUGUACCGUGGUCCUGUUCAACCCGAAAAAGCUCACCCAGUCCUUCCUGCUAAACACGGCCAAGAAGGCCAUCACGGCGGUAGCAUACUCCCAAUGUGGUCGCUACCUGGCGACCGGCGAGUGCGGACACAAUCCCUCCAUCAAAGUGUGGGAACUGGACGUCAAUGGGAAUGCCAACUACGAAAACGGAGCCGCCGGCAGCAUAGUGGCGGAAUUCUCCGGUCACAAGUAUGCCGUCAGUUGUGUGGCAUUCUCGCCCACCGGAAAGUAUCUUGUUUCGGUGGGCUCACAGCACGACAACAUUGUCAACGUGUUCGACUGGAAGGCCAAUCUGAAGAUUGCGUCUAAUAAGGUGACGGCCAAGGUUGUCGCUGUGAGCUUCAGUGAAGAUGGGAACUAUUUUGUGACGGUGGGAAAUAGACACGUGAAGUAUUGGUAUUUGGAGGGUAGCCGAAAGUACAAGGAACCGAUCCCGUUGAUGGGACGCAGUGCGAUACUGGGAGAAUUGCGCAACAAUGACUUUUGCGCGGUGGCUUGUGGCAAAGGGGAAAUGUCGGACAGCACGUAUGCUAUAACGAGGAAUGGCCACCUGGUGGAGUUCAAUUCCCGGAGAUUAUUGGAUAAGUGGGUCAUGUGUAGGACGAAUGCAGCCAAUUGUUUAGUCACUAGUACAAAGUAUAUCCUAGUGGGUUGCGCCGAGGCCAUCAUCAGAGUGUUCAACGCAGAGACCCUGGAAUAUAUCACUACCCUGCCGCGAACGCAUUUCCUCGGAGUGGACGUGGCCCAAGGUGUCCAUAUCAAUCACAUGAUGUCCGCUCCACAGAAUGCCAAAUACCCGGACACGAUUGCGAUCGUGUACGACGAGAACCGAUCCAAGGUGACGAGUGUCUACAACGAUCAUAGUUUAUACAUUUGGGAUUUGCGGGAUAUCCGACGGGUGGGUAAGAGUAAUUCGUUUUUGUACCACUCUGCGUGCAUCUGGGGAGUGGAAACUGUGCCAUUUAGCUAUCUGAAACACAAUGUGUCGGAUACGCUGCCAUCGGAUAGCUUCCUGACGUGUUCGUCGGACGACACCAUUCGGGUUUGGGACAUCGAAAACGGUGAAAGUACUGAACUGUACCGGAAGAACAUCUACAGCAAAGAGUUGAUGAAGGUGAUAUACAUCGACGAGGAAUUGAAUCACAUCAAGGAUAUCGACAAUCCGAUUCAUAAUACGGAAAAGAGUUCAAGUUACGAUGGGCGGAAUGGGGUGAGAUGCAUCAAAAUCAACCCAGAUAACAGUCAGUUGGCUACCGGUGAUAGGAGUGGUAACAUUAGGAUCUACAAUCUAAGUAAUCUCAAACUGAUCACAACGAUCGAAGCGCACGAUUCGGAAGUGUUGUGCCUGGAGUACACCAACGAAAAAAUCGAACGAAAGCUGCUGGCCAGUGCUAGUCGAGAUAGGUUAAUUCACAUCUUCGAUUGUGAAGCUGGUUACCGAAUUCUGCAAACCUUGGAUGACCACUCGAGCAGUAUAACCUCAGUGCGGUUUAUUGGAUCGGGCAAGCAGUUCCAGAUGGUGUCCUGUGGUGCCGACAAAUCCAUCAUAUUCCGGAAUUUCCAAAACAAUGUCUUUCUGCGGGGCAACAACUGCUCCGGUAAAAAUACGCUUUACGACAUGGAGGUAGAUAGUAAUUAUAAACACAUCUUGACGGCAUGUCAGGAUCGCAAUAUCCGUGUAUACAGCACACAGAACGCCAAACACACCAAGACUUUCAAGGGGUCUCAUUCGGACGAAGGAAGUCUGAUAAAGGUUAGUUUGGAUCUCAGUGGAAUCUACAUUGCCACUUCCUGUACGGAUAAAACUCUCAGCGUGUAUGACUACUAUUCCAACGAAUGCAUGGCUCGCAUGUACGGACACAGUGAAUUGGUGACAGGAUUGAAAUUCACGAACGAUUGCAAACAUCUCAUUUCUGCUAGCGGAGAUGGGUGUGUCUUUGUCUGGCAGGUUCCACAUGACAUGAUAGUAACAAUGCAAGCUCGAUUGUCCCAGCAAGCGCUUCGAUCUGGUCAUCAGCCAAUCCCAAGGCCUCUUUCAAAUCCGUUCACCGAUGCUAUCCUUGAUCACCCGGCACCCCCUGAACAAUUUGGAUCCCCGCCAAACAACCUGUUCAUAGAGGAUGCUCCUGUGACGCCAGGAUAUCGAUUUUCUGACGUUGGCCAGUUGCCACAAUGGGCCAAACGGAAACCCACGGAAGAUCAGUCGAAUUCACCAGUUCUCGGUAGCAGUCCUAGCCAAAGCCAAACCAUUGGAGGUCCUCCAAAACCACGAGGACGAUGGGGUCAGAAAGGACAAUUUGACGAAGCACUCGAUCUGCGCAACAUUGUCGAUAGCCCUAUGAAUACAACUUACAGCACCGACAAAUCAGUUCUUCAUCACGCAAACAACAACACCCCUACUUCCGGCUAUAAUAGCGGCGGCUCAAAGGAUGUCUAUAGCAAUGCGUACCUCAGCGAGGACAGUUCGAUCGACAGUGGUCGAGAAAAUCGCCGGGAAAUCACGUUUCUGCAGCAUAAGAAAAUUUCCGAGACUAAGGCAUUGAAUUCUCUCAAUUCGGAAUCGAACACGGAGCACGAUGGAGACGUAGAGGACAUUUCCGAUGGAGAACGGACCAGUUCCGAGCAUGGAAUGGUAUAUUACCCGACGGCGGCGCCCUCGACGCCAACAGAUUUCAAAAUCAACGAGAUCGAUGUGAACGAGCUGCGAAAGUCAAUCCGACGGCAGAAAUUGGAGAAGCAAGGAUUAAGUAUUGCAGCGCAGCUUCAGAUGCAAAGUGCUGCCUCCACAGGGACUGGCACAGGAACAUCGGACGACGAAGACGAAGGGUCCACUCCGAGUGGUGACAACGCUGACCGAUCGCUAGCGUCUACCUUGGGUGGAAGUUCUGAAAGCAUACCACAGCAGACGUCGUCAACCUUCCUGCAGGCCGCACUUGACGGACCGGCCAGUCUUUCCGAUAAAGAACGGGUUCAAAGCCGUAAAAGCAUCAGCGCGAUGCACAACAACGAUGCCAAAAUCACGACCAGCAUCUCCAAAUCGUACGCCAACAACAAGAAGGAAGAACUAAUGAAAGUUAUCAACGAGGCCAAAGCAAAGCUGGAAAAUGAGAUUCUUAUUCAUAGUAAGCGUGACGUUAGUUAUACAUUAAAUCUAGCUCAUUCGAAGGUUGGUUACCGGUCCGGUCUGCGCGCUAGUCAGAGCAUAUCCGAUCUAAGUCACUCGAUGGGUCCUGGAAGCGGGGGCGGCAUUGGCCGGAUGCAGAGGAUAGGUGAUCCAUACUUUUAUCGUAACUAUCCUCCACCUCCGGUACCAAGUAGUUAUAAUUAUUUAAAUUGUGCUGCUCCUCGGUCGCGUUUAGUUCAAAACCACGCUAUGAUCAACCAAUUUCAGCAGGAACUUCCACCUUAUCCGAGAAACCUCGGAAUCUAUCCAAAACCCGAAGAAGAGGACAACAGUAGUGAGGAAGAGAAUACGUUGGUCCGCCCCGAUAAACUAGAACUUCCAGAACUUCCACCGGUACCAGCGGAUAAACUCCGCAAACAUCCAAGCAUAUUGAAAAACUACAAAUCCUGUCCAGUAUCUCCAGUACACGAAGAACAGGAAUGGACUAUAAUCUCCACGAACCAGGACGUCGAGGCAGGAACGUCCAAGGAAGGUCCCGGUGCACGAUCACAUCGGCAGGGCCGUCAUUCGAUGUAUUACGAAGAUGCCAAAACGAUCCUUGAUAUGAUUCACUCGGACACAGAGAAGAUGAUUAAGGAAAUCACUAGCAAAUACGGAGACCUGGACGACGUGCAACCCAGUAAAUCAACUCAGGAACCGCAGCCCUCUAUCUCAGCGGACUGUGAACCCAAACGUUUGGAAAAAGUUAACAAAACACUAGAAGGUCUAAGGAAUACCGCUCGAAAGGAGCGACACGAGCAUGGAUUCCUUUCCGAAGAUGACCCCAACUUUAGCUCAGAUUCGUUAGAAGACUGUAGUCUAGACUUAGAUCUAGGUAAGACUGAACAAGGUAGAAGUAAGCGAAAUGCCUGUGCCAAACAUCAGAAACCUCCUCGGACGGUGGACUCACUGCCAAAACGAUCCGUCUCGGAUUACUUUAUCUACGAUAGCUUCCAACCGGCGCCGUACCGGAAUGUUUCCCUCUCGGAUAUCCUGGAUGAAGACAAACGAGCUUCGGACAACCGCUUCAUAGAAACACAACGCCAUUCUAGUGCCAGCUUCUUCCUUGGCCAGCAAUACCCCGACCGAAAGAGUCAAGAAAGCAUCCUUUCCGACGAAUACGGCAGUGGAGGCGUCAGCUAUUGCAACAGUAUGGAAAGUAUCCUAUCGGACGACUCCGAAUGCAAAUCUGCACCUCUAGAGGUUUUGUUCGAAAAAAUCAAACGCGAACGCCACUACAGCAGUAACUACGACUCAAAGUUAGAUCCAGGGUGUAAUUCAAAAUCGUACGGAUCGAGUCCAAACGCUGGUAGUGGAUUCGAUUACUACAUGCAAGGUAACUAUUUCAACCAAACCUGCCACGAUAGCUACGCAGUCGAACAUUUCGAAGCUAGUCGACGGAUUUCCGAGUCACGAUCACCUCAACACAAACGCCAAGGUGUUCCUGGUAUGCCAACAUCGAUCAGCUAUCCUCGGUUCAUAUCAAGUUCGGCGAUGGCAGCCGCUUCCAUUGCCGAACAGUCUCCGGAAGAUGACUUCAUACCCUCGUUGACAUCGAAGGCCGCCCAAUACGGCGGAGCAACGGUUAAAAGCCUUAGCAAAGAUUUCGCCAACCAACGAAAACAAAUGAACUCCAACCCACUGUACAACUGCGAAGACAAAGAAUUAUUCGUCCGAAAAACGGUGAACGCUACAAAUCAGGUAAGCCGGUCGGACAUUUUCGGCGCCGAGUCAUCCGUAUACGUGAUGAAAAAGUCGUGCAGUUUUGAAAUCGAAAUGGGUGGUCGACGAAUUGCUAGAAACUCGAAAAAGUUUGAACAAAACUUACAGCGGUUCGAACAGGAGCGCCAGCAAUCGGAUCGCUACCAAUUUGGAGGCACUUUGGAGAUGGAUUACGUUCCACAUAAGCCUCCGGUUGCGCAUCGACGAUCGGCUAGUAUGAAGGGUCGUGGAAGAGUGCGAUCGAAGGAAAAGUUCAAUACGAUCAUCGGACAGAUGUCGGCUUCGUCGGGGUUCGAAGACAACAAGUUGCGGGAUUUUGUGAACAAAGACUACAUGCCCAAGGAUUGCGGCAUAGCGGGGUCCUCUCGAAUGAGGAGCAAGGAUACCAAUGAGGAGAAGUCGUUCGAAAUUUACGUUGCGGAGAAGGGAGUCUGCGAAGAUGAUAACAUGGAUAGCUUGGAGCUGCUAUCCAAGCCCGAUAUGGGAAUGGAACGCUCGGUGGACUCACUGGAUGAAGUACAUCACCCUUCGCAGCAACAGCCUCAAGGAGCUAGAGAUCCUCCGGAGAAAGGAAAAACAGAACUGGAAAAGCUGAUCGACUUCAAUUUGAUGUCAUCGGCAGAAUACAGUAAGUUUUUGGACAUCGAGAAGAAGAUCGAUAUCAUCAACAAACUGGUGGAAAUGGAAGAGCGUAAGCUGGAGCAGGAACGUCUUGCCAAGGAGAACCGCAUGAAGCCGUUUGAGUGCGACUCGCGGCAGAAAGGCUACGUGAAGAGUUUGACGGAGAACUUCGACAAAUUGGCCAAAAAUGCACAGGAAGAGUUGGAAAACGAGAAAAGCUGGCACAUGGCGGCCCGAGCCGGUAUGAAGCGGAAUUUCAGUCUGCCGGAUGUGCUGGAGGGGGCAAAAUUUCAGGCCUUUGACUUUGAGGACGCUUUCAAGCAGAAGGACGAAGAGGAACUGUCGGAAAAGGACGAACACUCGCUGGGAUACGUGGACGGUGAAGGCGGUAAUCCCCGAAGCUUAAUCUCUGCGCAAGAUAGUGAUGAGUCGACGAUUAGACGUGCUUGCUCGCUUAGUGAUUUGAGUAUGGGAAAAGCUAACAAUUACAAACCGGUGCCUAGCAGUAGAGGAUCGGUCCAACAGCGAAAUGCCCCAAAACGGAGUACAUCUUCGGUUGGGAAGGGUGGCGCUUCACUUUCGUCUGGAAUGGGAGUACGGAGUGUUUCGGUUGGCAUGUUGAAUCAAGCGAGCGACUCGGAACCCGAACCACCAACCAGGGGAGGCCUGAUGAAACCAACCAUCAGUUCACAGAACAAAGUCAAUGGAACUAACAACGGAAAUAACGGCAAGUACAUUAAUCCCCGAAGCGCAGCCGGAAUUAUCAACCGACGGAAGGGUCUUCAGAGUGCUUACAGUAGUGUGAACAUUGCAUCCGCCGCCCAGGAUGAGUCCAGCUCGGAGGAAUCGCCCACCAGUACGGUGAGUACGGUGACGCAGAAGCCGGCAGUGCCGCCACGACCUCGAAGUAUCGCCCUGGAGCACAAGCGGAUAGCGAACGUGAAUGCUAGCCUGAAUGCGAAGAAGGCUCCCACUACCAACAUGGAGAUGGAGACGAUGAUUAAGGAUGGCGAUCUGGAUAAUAGCGACAUAACCAACCAACUGUGCUCCAACAUCAUCAACCAAUUGGUACAAACAACGACCUCGGUGAUUCAGCUGCAUCAGCGGCUAAAGUCCAACGACGAGUCCGGUGGCGGAAGUGGACGGAACAACUCACUCAUGAUCAAGGAGCUGGAAAAUGCAGUCAUCAUGACACAGAAUAUGCUGACGAAGGUCACGAAUAGGAACAUCGGCGGGGACAGCAUUAACCUAAACAACAGCACCAGCAUGUACGAGAAGUGCAACGACAUCUUGAAUCAGGUGCAAAAGCACGUGAACAACAACGGCUGAACAGCCAUUAACAGUAGACAAACAGCAGCAAUAUCGACGACUAGUAACUGCCCCAGGAUUACACACUCUUCUUAAGACAACAACAAAAAAUCACAAAAUAUCAAUCAACUCUAAUUGUGUAACCAUCUUCCAACUUUUUCCCCUUGUUCUCUGGAUUGAUACAUCUAUUUAUCUACAGUUUAUUCGUCAUCUAGGUUUAAGUCCAAAGCAGUUGAAAAAAAAAUGUGUAAAAUGUCACGUGUGAUCGUUUACGAAUGUUUGUUCAAUUAGGAAGAUCAGAAUCAGCUUUAAAACAGGAUUGAAUGUAUGUGUGUAAAGAUAAAAGAAUAAAACAAACACGUUUGAAUGCGGUUCAAGCGAACGGAAAUGUCCACGAGUUAUGGGGUGAUUUACCCGCCAGGAAGCGCAACAGUUGCUGUUGGAAUAAAGUUGAAAUCAAGUUUCGUCCAGUUUAGUUGAUAUGUGUAGCAAUUAGGUUUUAUACAGUUUUGUAGGAAACGUAACGACUAGGUUGAUGAUUAGAAGAAAAAAAGCCAUAUCUAGAUAUGUUAAAUGAACAACGUUGAGUAGAAUCCUUCUGUUUUGUGUUAAGCUGUCGUCAAAACCUAGAAAAAGAUGGUAGGCCAAUUGUUUUAGCGCGCUUUAAGCUUUUUCUUUUUUAACCUAAAUUAUUAACGGUUACAACCGGGAAGGGUUUGGGUACUUAGUUGAUUAAGUUACGUUUUGCUAGGCUUAAUGGAUUCCAUAUGGGACAGAAUCAUUCAGUUAGAAUGCCAUUUUGGAGCGAAGACUUUGCUCGGGAAUGGUUUGGCUUAGAAAUGUUCCCGUUUUUAACAAGUUGAUGGAAUUAAUAUUUGAAAAUCUAGUUAUACAUGGUAGGUUCUAAUCUUAUGAAGAACAACUCGUUUAACAAGUUUCUAGUACUUUUGAAUGGUAUAACAUACGGAAUAACAAUCACUUAAUACCUAUUAAAUCAUAUUGAUUUACCCUACUAAUUGAUAAGUGAGUCAUAAUUGAAAUAAAACAACGCAAAGCAGGAUAAAACGCUCUUUCCGAUACUCAAAACCAGCAUCUCUAUCUUCAGAUGAAAACUCAUUGGUAGUAUUCGAUAACCAUAAUUUCAAAACAAUUUGAAAAACACGUCUUGUAAAAUAUAACAAAUAUUCUAAAUCAAGAGAUAACAAAUCACAAAACUCAGAGAACAUCAAUUCAACAAAUUAAUAUUAAACACAGUCAGUAGAAGAGAAAUCAGUGAUUUCAUCAGUGGAACAAACAAUGCUUUCUGAAAUUCACCUCAAAGUUCAUCUCAAUACUUUGCAGUACUUCUGAGGUGGCCCAUUUUUUAUAUGAAAUAUAAAAUUAACCUGUAGAAAUCUCAAGUUACAUCCCCUAAACUUGUUCAUUUAGACCACCAGAAGCUGCUGUGAAAUUUGAGUUAAAUUCAUCAAUUCUAAGAGGGAGCUAAUUGAGCUUGAAGAUUGUACGGAGAAAAACGAUCAAAUAUAGGGGAAAAAAGCGAUUCCAAUUACAUUUUCGAACAUAGGUGGCACUGUAGUCGGGGAAUUUCUUUCAUUAUUGAUUUCAAGAUUCUCCAUUCAAUACAGAGCCACCCACAAAUCGGUAGUUACGCUUCAGAGUGUUGUAGGUAAUUCAAUCGAUAACAGUAGUGACUGAGUGUCUAACAAAUACGAACUUUAGAGACCCCAUGACUGAAAAAAGUGACGAAACAGGAAUCAAAAGUGGUCUAGUUUUGAACCUCAAAGAGACCUUACAGAAGCCAAGAAAACAAAAAAGGAUCCAAACAGGAACCAGAAAUGAUACUAUUCAAAAGUUUUUUUUUUUUGUAGAUAUCAGUCAUAUCUCUAAACAUAUUUUUAAGAGUUUUUUUUUUGGGAAUUAUGACAAGUAUCAUCGUUCAUGUUCUUCAUGAAAGCUUCGCAAUUAUUCCAGGGAUUCAGCAAGAAAUUAAUUCAAAAUUUCAAAUUUUCAAAAUUGUUUUCCCUGAGAUUCUUCUAUAUUUUUUUUUUGCUAGAAAGUUAGAAUCAAGUUAGUGAUGAUUUCGACCAAAUGUUCCGUUUAGAAAAACUUUCAAACGUGAAACGGUAAUUUCGUCAGAGAUGCCUACACUGAUUUCGUAAGACUUUCACUAGGGUCUCUGAGGAUAUCUUCAGUAAUUACCCCAGAAUUUUUUUUUCCAGAAACUCUUGAACUCA
Messenger RNA from Aedes aegypti (yellow fever mosquito), 11206 nucleotides. RefSeq lists its product as uncharacterized. Bases 1947 to 8993 code for a protein of 2348 amino acids. Gene Ontology annotation, molecular function: protein binding. Gene Ontology annotation, cellular component: mitotic spindle. Gene Ontology annotation, biological process: regulation of mitotic cell cycle; mitotic spindle organization. The record is from RefSeq and is a predicted model, not a curated record. The transcript has 15 exons. Lineage: Eukaryota; Metazoa; Arthropoda; Insecta; Diptera; Culicidae.